CAAGCUUCUUUCACCACUUCUCAAGCUCUCUUUGAGAGAUUCGAACAACCGUCGCCAGCACACUUCCUGCUCCAUACCAAGGACCACAGCUUGCGCGUUCCAUCUUGCUAGCAAACCCGCACCCACCUCCACCGCAACUACAAAGUGUGACUGCGACAGUCACCAUGGCCGACGCCCAAGUCUUCGAAGAGACCUUUAGCAUAACGUCUAUCAACAAUGAGAAGUACGACCGCGUGUCUCGCAUUUUCGGUACCUCGACCGACAACCAAAUCACCAUGACGCUCGACAUCAAUCACGAACUUUUUCCCGUGCAGUCGGGUGAGACGCUCAACAUGGUCCUAGCCACCACCUUGUCCCUAGACGGCACCUCAAAAGAGCAGAACGAGACCAUGUGGAGGAAUGUGGGCAAGCACGGUGUUACAACUCUUGCGGAUAUGUACGAUUACGUGUGCUAUGGCAAGAACUAUCGCAUGGAGGAUGGGGAUGGAGAUCAGAUGCAAUACUAUGCGAGUUUCGGCGGAUUGCUCCUGUAUAUGGAAGGUCCGUAUAGAAAACUGGGCGGGCUGAAAAUCGACAACAUCUACAUGCUUGUCAAGCACUCAUAG
Cucurbitaria berberidis CBS 394.84 is the source of this 605-nucleotide messenger RNA. Its product is annotated as DNA-directed RNA polymeras-like proteines i. Gene Ontology annotation, biological process: DNA-templated transcription. Gene Ontology annotation, cellular component: RNA polymerase II, core complex; RNA polymerase I complex; RNA polymerase III complex. Lineage: Eukaryota; Fungi; Ascomycota; Dothideomycetes; Pleosporales; Cucurbitariaceae. The transcript has 2 exons. Bases 165 to 605 code for a protein of 146 amino acids. Gene Ontology annotation, molecular function: DNA-directed RNA polymerase activity. The record is from RefSeq and is a predicted model, not a curated record.